UGGUCUCAAACAAAGUUUGUUUAUUACAGGAGUAGAACUCAUAGACGAAACGACAACCCGAAAUUUGUACCUUUCCAUCGAGCUAUAGUUUACUUCAAACAGACUAAGAAGUGACAAGCAAAUCAUGGCAAAUCAUACUAAAGAAAAUGGAGUACAUUUCGACAGGAACAAAGAAAAUAUCAAGAAGUCACCAGACCAAGCCAGCCUGAGUACCGCCAUCAUGUCCAUCCUUGGUGUAAUGUUUGCAAUAUUCUGUGUCGCAUUCCGAUCCACUCUUCUUCAUCAUGGCCAAUCAUUGUGGUUUGCAUCCGGGAACUUCAUAGCCAGGCAGUGGGGAGUCUUCUAUGAUUAUUUUGAUGGAAAUCUGGCUAAAAUGGGAAUAGCUCUUCAUUGUCUAUCUAUGCUGGAGCACUGGUUGCUAGGAGGAUUGUUUCUCAUCAUGGAUCUGACUGGAAAACCAAAAUUCAUUACGAAAUACAAAGUUCAGUUAGACCAAACAGAGAUCCCUGCGGGUAAAUUACGAAGGACUUUAUGGACCGUCUUUCUGAACCAAACUCUUUAUAACAUUCCCAUCCUGGUUGCUUUAUACUACGUUGCUGUUUGGAGAGGGUGUGGAUCUACCGUUGAUGAGCUACCAACUUUCCAGACUUUACUUUAUCAGAUAGCUGUCUUUACUGUGGUCGAGGAAUUCGGAUUUUACUAUAGUCACAGAUUACUCCACCACCCAUGGUUGUAUAAGAAAUUCCACAAAAUACAUCACGAGUGGACAGCGCCUAUUGGGCUGGUGUCUUUAUACUCGCAUCCAAUAGAAAACUUCCUCUCAAACUCAUUCCCACCUAUACUGGGCGUGGUCAUUGCUGGUUCUCAUAUUCUUGUAGCAUCAGCGUGGUUCAAUGUGGCUCUUUUUGUGUCAAUCAUCACUCAUUCAGGAUAUCAUCUUCCAUUUCUUCCAUCGCCAGAAUUCCACGACUACCAUCAUUUCAAAUUCACCAAUAACUAUGGAGUUCUUGGGAUACUAGAUUGGCUUCAUGGAACCGAUACAAACUUCAGGAAGUCAAAGCAGUUCAUGAGACACAAGGCACUCCUUGGGUUCAAACCACUCAACCAAUCUAUUCCUGAUAAUACAAAAUAAAGCAAAUAUAAAUUAAAAAAAAUAAGCGAUAUUACGCAAAAGAAAUUUUAAAGAAGUUGUGGUGCGCGCCUUAUAAACAAAAGAGUUAGUCGAGGAUAUUGGCGUGUGUUUUUUAAACCGUUCUUGAUUUUGUACCAAUUCUUUUGUGCAGUAGAGAAAUGUUAAUUUGUUUUAUUAUUUUGUGUACUAUAUAUUUUCGUUAUUUUAAGUUCAGUCCUACAUUCCAGUCACCAUGCAGGGGCGGCGGAACCGGGGUGGGCAGGGGCCCUAAAAAUUCACAGUAGGAAAAAUGUCCUUUUUCAAAAUAAUGGAUAGUGCCCUUUGUUUAAAUGAAAAAUACCCUUUUAAGUGAAGCGUAAUACAUUUAAGAUUAGAAAAUUACAAUUUUUUGGCUCGCGAUUUGCGAUCGCAUCAAUUAUUGUUUAGUAAGGUACUCAUUCUGUUCUUUGUUACAAAUAUUGGUAACAAUGUUCAGUUUUCAGGUUGAAAUAU
Lytechinus variegatus (green sea urchin) is the source of this 1624-nucleotide messenger RNA. RefSeq names its product fatty acid hydroxylase domain-containing protein 2-like. Gene Ontology annotation, biological process: sterol biosynthetic process. The coding region runs from base 125 to 1132 and encodes 335 amino acids. Lineage: Eukaryota; Metazoa; Echinodermata; Echinoidea; Temnopleuroida; Toxopneustidae. The record is from RefSeq and is a predicted model, not a curated record. Gene Ontology annotation, molecular function: C-4 methylsterol oxidase activity; iron ion binding. The transcript is spliced from 7 exons.